Molecule: messenger RNA, 3304 nt
Organism: Cyprinodon variegatus (sheepshead minnow)
Lineage: Eukaryota; Metazoa; Chordata; Actinopteri; Cyprinodontiformes; Cyprinodontidae
Gene: ryk
Product: receptor-like tyrosine kinase
Exons: 16
Coding region: 388-2316 (642 amino acids)
Biological process (GO): protein phosphorylation; cell surface receptor protein tyrosine kinase signaling pathway; positive regulation of kinase activity
Cellular component (GO): signaling receptor complex
Molecular function (GO): protein kinase activity; ATP binding
Source: RefSeq, a predicted model, not a curated record
UCCGCUGAAAACUGAGAUAGUGAGGAAAAAGCAACGGGAGGGAGGAAAGCUCUAUGUCUUAGCCAGUCUGGUGCUUUUAAAUACUUUUAUAUCUUGUUUCUUUUCUGCCGUUACUGUUCAAUGCGCUCCAAUGUGGCGAUAUGUAGCGCUUAUUUCAUUCCGGUGGAAAACGUCGUAAAUCUGAGCGCUCACACGGUAACUGCCGAAGCUUAGCACAACUCCAGUUAGCCUCCUCUGGCUAACUUAGCCCGUUCCAGUGCAAGUUAGCCGCAAGAAAAGACAAAAAAGAUUUUCUUUUUAUUUGGUCCAAGGGAACUACCGUAAACGGUGACGCUGUGGCGCGAUUUAACUCGUAAUGUUUCCUCAACGGAUUAACUUCACGGACGGAUGAGAAAGAAACCAGCGAACACUACAGUGAGCCAGACGUCCACUGCUAUGUUGGGGUGGACUCUCAGCUCUGGCAGCCCGUCUGAGCGCCGAGGCUGGCCUCACUCGGUGCUGUGGAGGCUCGGAGGCUUCUUCUUCCUGCUGCUGCUGGAGGGCAGCGGCUGCCUGGCCAGCCAGAGCAGCCUCCCAGGCGGCCACAGCAGCACCAGCAGCCCCGGUGUCAACAUUUUCAUGAGCGUGGAGGAGGUGAAGAAGUUUCUAGGUCUAGAUGCAGAGCUGUACUACGUACGAAAUGAUAUGGUGAGCAAUUACGCUCUCUCCUUUAACAUGCCUGUGCCCACCGAGACCAACAGUCUUUAUUUCACAUGGUAUUCCAGGUCAAAGGUUGAUUACCAACUGGCAUUCUACGUGGAGAACCCUGCUGUCCUCCACCCCCCAUCGAGCAACAUCUCCAGUCAGGGAGAGAUGCCCCGUGUUCCCUCAGUCUUCAGGGUGGACAUGGUCUGUUCGGAAAACUUUGACGAAGAGGCGUUUGUCACAAUGCAGAUCAAUCUGACCAGUCACCUCAACUUCACAGUGCUCAACUUCAAGAGGAGGAAAAUGUGCUUCAAAAGAACUGACUCUGACUCAAAGAUUACCCCCUCCAGCAAUAACAGCGCUCUCCCAUUCGACAGUGUGCCCACUCCCACCACCUCCACCCAGGUGUUCUACAUCAGCGUGAGCGUCUGCUGCAUUGUUAUAUUUCUUGUGGCCAUCAUCCUGGCCAUCCUCCACCUGCACAGCGUGAAGAGGGUGGAGAUGGAGGACAGUGUGAGUGACAGUGGAAGCUCACAGGGUCUUUCUCAGCCGUCCACCCAGACUACACAGUACCUGAGGGCCGACACUCCAAACAACGCUGCUUCUGUCACCAACAAUCACCCUGGCUCUGCUCCCAUUCUCCAGCUUGCUGCCUCCUCCUUCCAAAACCCCGGUGCCCCCCCUCAUGAAACCAAAAGUUACCCAUCUCUACGAAUAGAGAAGAACGACCUGAGGAGCGUGACGCUAAUGGAGGCCAAGGCGAAAGUGAAAGACAUCGCCAUCUCAAGGGACAGAGUCACCCUGCGAGAUGUCUUACAAGAAGGCACAUUUGGCCGCAUCUUCCAUGGAGUGCUGCUAGAUGAGAAGGACCCUACCAAGGAGAAACAAGUCUUUGUAAAGACGGUGAAAGAUCAAGCCUCAGAGGUGCAGGUGACCAUGAUGCUGACUGAGAGUUGUAAACUUAGAGGACUUCAUCAUAGAAACCUGCUGCCCAUUUGUCACGUGUGCACAGAGGAGGGAGAGAAGCCCAUGGUGCUGCUGCCCUUCAUGGCAUGGGGCAAUCUUAAGCUGUUCCUGCGUCAGUGCAAGCUAGCCGAGGCUAACAACCCUCAGGCAAUCUCUCAGCAGGACCUGGUUUACAUGGCCAUCCAGAUCGCGUGUGGAAUGAGCUACCUGGCUCGCAGGGAGGUCAUCCACAAAGACCUCGCUGCUAGGAACUGUGUCAUUGACGACAACAUGCAGGUGAAGAUUACAGACAACGCCCUCGCUCGAGAUCUAUUUCCGAUGGAUUACCACUGCCUGGGGGAUAACGAGAACCGCCCUGUCCGCUGGAUGGCCCUGGAAAGCUUGCUCAACAACGACUUCUCCAGCGCCAGCGAUGUGUGGGCCUUUGGAGUGACGCUGUGGGAGCUCAUGACUUUGGGGCAGACCCCCUACGUCGACAUCGACCCUUUCGAGAUGUCUGCCUACCUGAAAGACGGCUACAGAAUAGCACAGCCCAUCAACUGUCCAGACGAGCUGUUUGCUGUGAUGGCUUGUUGCUGGGCUUUGGACCCAGAGGAGAGGCCCAAGUUCCAGCAGCUCGUUCAGUGCCUCACAGAGUUUCACGCAGCGCUGGGUGCCUACGUGUAAAACGGGCGUAAUUAUGUAAACAAAGGUUCAGGACAGAAAAGAAAGGAAGAAAAAAAAUCAAACACGAAUGGCGGUUGGACUUUACUCACUUGGAACACGUAUAAAAAUGUGCCUUAUCUGAUGCAAUAGCAGAUUCUCGCCUGAGAAUUUAACUUUGUACAGUUUAUUUUUGCUUUUUUUUUUUUUUUAUAACCUUUUUACAUCAUAGAGGAGUAAAAAGGUUUGUUUUCUAUUUGCUGUGUCAUUUGCUUUCAAAGCAUCUCCUCCUCCCCCCAGAGGACUGGAACAACGGAAAGCUCUCCUCCACCGUAUGACUCAUCAUUUACGUGCGACUGAACAAUGCUCACAGAACAGGUUUUCUACAGUUUUUGUUACGUAGUAAAACCAUGUAAAUUAGUUCUGUGUAACGGGUUUUGCUCCUAAACGAGACUCUGACGGCUCAUCGGUACAGCUGGUGCUCUGGUAUGCUGAGCUCCUGCUCGGUACGAGAGGUAACCUGGAUUCCGCUCUCAGGCAUUUGCUGGUUGGGAUUUUUCUGAGAGCUCUUCAAACGGUACAGCGCUUCCUCUGGAUGAGUUUCCCUUCCUGCAAUUUUAUCGUGCUAACACUCGGUGGGAACGACGUCCCGGCUGGUUUUACGGCUGCUCUGUGGACCGCAGCCAUACACGCAUAAACCAGCUUUAAAAAAAAAAAUCCACAUCAGUUUGGAUUUUAUUUGUACAUUUGAUUUAUUCCCUCAGAUUGUGUUUUUAUAUAUAAAUAUAUAAGCUUGAUUGUUCUGUGUCAGAACACAGCCCUAAACUGAAUUUUCUGAGUGAUUUGUAGAAACCGUUAUGCUAUCAAUCACUGUGAAAACAUGACUGCCAACCAGCGUGCUCUCGUUGUAUUCCUCCACCUUUUUUACAUCUUUGUGAUGUGUUUUUAUGGUCACUGCAUGUUGAGAUAAGGUUGUAAACUGCUUCCCAAAAUUCAUAUCCACAAAUAAAAU